AUGGCUGAGGUGUGCAGCUCCCCUGCAUUUGCCUCUGUAAUUGAUGGUUCCCUGCUCAAGACAUUGAGACAAACUGCCGACUUGACCCGCAAAUUCAAUGAAAAUCUGGACUGUUUGGCCGUUCGAGGUAUCAAUUCAAUGGUUGUAUUUGUGUUUCAGAACAAUGCAGAUGAUUGCAACUUGACUGAAGCUUUAGUAGACUGGCAGGAAGACGUUUCGAUCAAGAAUCUGGUUAACUGGCGGGACAAUCAAAACACUCACUCUUUUAACCGCGUCGUUGAACGAACAAUCAUUGAAGCAGAACAUACAACUCAUCAACAUUUUCAGCCGGAUGAUCAAAGCUAUCAAACAAACCAAGAUUAG
Molecule: messenger RNA, 363 nt
Organism: Puccinia graminis f. sp. tritici CRL 75-36-700-3
Lineage: Eukaryota; Fungi; Basidiomycota; Pucciniomycetes; Pucciniales; Pucciniaceae
Exons: 3
Coding region: 1-363 (120 amino acids)
Source: RefSeq, a predicted model, not a curated record